Messenger RNA from Pochonia chlamydosporia 170, 1698 nucleotides. RefSeq names its product platelet-activating factor acetylhydrolase precursor. NCBI's taxonomy places the organism in Eukaryota, Fungi, Ascomycota, Sordariomycetes, Hypocreales, Clavicipitaceae. The coding region runs from base 1 to 1698 and encodes 565 amino acids. Gene Ontology annotation, molecular function: 1-alkyl-2-acetylglycerophosphocholine esterase activity. The transcript has 2 exons. The record is from RefSeq and is a predicted model, not a curated record.
AUGUCUGCUGCGGAUGCCACGGCGGCAUCCAAACUGGCGUCAUACCUGGCACGACUGAGCCCAGUUCCGGCAUUCCCAGAGUACACCGGACCAUACAAGGUUGGCACCGUCGACGUCGAAAUCCCCGUCAAGGACCUCUGCUCUCCGAGUCCUGCGCCGGCCAACGCCUCCGAUAUUCCAACGGUUCAAUUUCGAGUGUUUUAUCCUGCCGUCUCCGAAUCUAACGAGAAACGCAUUACCUGGUUGCCGAACCCGCAGAGACACCAUGUUUCCGCCUACACCAAGUUUGUCGGCAUUGGCCCUACCAUGGCAGACAUUCUCUCGUUCUUGCCUCGUCACCUUCACUACACAACGAUUCCAGCACAUAAAAAUGCCGAAGCUGCCGAACCCGAAUCGAAACGAUGGCCGACCAUGAUCUUCUCGCACGGGCUUGGAGGUGGCCGAAACUCGUAUUCCUACAUAGCUGGAUCACUCGCAUCACACGGCGUGGUGGUGUUUUGCCCAGAACAUCGCGAUGGCAGUGCUGUGGUGUCAUUUAUUCGACUCGCCGACCAAGCCAGUCGCUUCUUUUCGUCUCAAGCUCGUCGCGUCGUCCCGUAUAACCGCAUCGCACACGAAGUCACCCCGGAAGUCUACGAGGCCCGAGAGGACCAGUUGAGAAUACGACUCUGGGAGCUUGGGCUUAUCCACGACGCUAUACUGGCGAUUGACCAAGACAGGAAAUUCACUAACAUGAACUUGACGACUCCAACGCUAAAGCAGUUUGUCGGUCGCCUUGAUGUCCACGAACCAGGUCACAUCAUCUUUGGCGGGCAUAGCUUUGGUGCCGCAACCGUUCAUCAGUUCCUCAAGUGCAACUAUUAUGCCGACGACCCCAAGAUUGCGAAUAUGAAGAAGCCGCUAUUCACACCUGCCAAGGAUAGCAACAUCCGGAAGCAGAUUACGGAAAAGAACGUCACGAUGCUUCUCGAUAUGUGGUGCCUACCUUUGCUUGGGCCAAACUCGAAGCCUCUCCAUAACCUUCCAUUACCGGUGUACGCAGAUGUUCCAUCGGCACCAGGAGGAACGGCGCUUCUAGCUGUUGAAUCUGAAACCUUCCACAACUGGACUGAGCAUCUCCAUGUCAAGGCCAAGCUUCUAUCUCCAGACCCGACUUCCAAGACGGUUACGCCACAGCUCUUCGAGCGACCUAGCGGCAUCAAGCUGCCAGAACCCAACUUUUUCUAUGUUGUCAACUCGGCCCACUUGAGCCAAUCCGACUUUGGGAUUCUCUUCCCUUGGUUGACCAAGAAGAUUUUUGACGCUGAACAACCGGAGCGCGCCUUGCGUUUGAAUCUGCGAGCCCAGCUACAAUUAUUCCGUGCCAACGGCAUUCCAGUGUCUCGCACCUACGCUGGUGAUCUUGUCGACGGGGCUCAUGUAGACAAGCUGAGCAGCACGAAGCAGGGCGAACCUCCAUCGACCACGGAAGGAAUCGAGGAUGACAGAGCCAUUUUUGAUAGGAGUGGUACCGAGUCAGUCGGCCACUGGAAAUGGAUCGACAUGAUUGGCUUGGGUGACUUUGUUGGCAAGAAUUUCGGCAAAACAGUAGAAGAGCAGGUGGAGGAGGGCGAAGAGCAGAUGCAAAACGAGCUGGAACCAAGUGAGAAUGCAGCUAUCAAGCCGGUGGCGCAAACUCUGAGCGCCGCUGCAGCAUGA